Molecule: messenger RNA, 4420 nt
Organism: Condylostylus longicornis
Lineage: Eukaryota; Metazoa; Arthropoda; Insecta; Diptera; Dolichopodidae
Exons: 14
Coding region: 271-4320 (1349 amino acids)
Biological process (GO): proteolysis
Molecular function (GO): serine-type endopeptidase activity
Source: RefSeq, a predicted model, not a curated record
UUUAGCACUUUAGUUUACAUACAAAGUGAAUUAUUAAUUUAAAUUAUUACAAAAAAAAAAAAAAGAAAAAAAUUAUAAAAUUAUUUAUUUAUGAAAAAUGUAAAAAUUAAAUAAUUUUUACUUAAAUAAAAUAAGAAUAAUAUUUUGUUAGUUUAUAAGUUAAAUUUAAUAAGUGUAAAUUAUAAUUGCAUAAUAAAUUAUUCAUAAUAAUUUUAAAUAAUAACCAAAAUUUUAUAUAAAAUUAAAAUUUCAAAUUAUAAUUUUAUUAAAAUGGAUUAUGCAUCAUACUUUGGAUUAUUUAUUUUAAUAUCUACAUUUUACACAAAAUCACAUCAACAAUCACUGUCAUUGAUUAAAGAUGAUGAAGCUACAACAUUACAAAAAUUACAAAUAUUUUUCCUUGAAGAAUGCUCAUGUAUAAAUUUAUCAAAAUGCCAAAGAAUGACUGAUAUUAUAUCAAAAGUUAAAUUACCUAUACCAUCAGCAAUUAAGGAAAGAAUAAAGAGAACAUCUUGUGGUUUUAAUAAUACAGAACCGUUAAUUUGUUGCCCACCUGAAGGUAAAACAAUUGUACCAGAUUCAGUUGAAGUAGUUAGUUUUCGAUUUGGAUCAUCAUCUGAUUGGAAUUGGCCAAAAGAAAAUAAUGAAUAUCCUAAUUUUCACCAUAAUCAUAUUAUUAACGAUUAUCCAGAAUAUAGUAAAGAACCGAAAUAUAAGAAACCAAUUGAUAUUGAUAUAAGAAAAUUUAAUAGUGAUGAUGAUAGUGGUAAUAAUUUUAUAAUGGAAAAUUUAGUUGAUUUUGAAGACAAAAAAACUCAUAAAAAUUGUCCACCAAGUUUUUAUGAUGAUCAUAAUAAAUUUUAUGAAAAUUAUAAAACAUUUGAUAAAGAUUAUCAUGAUAAAUAUUAUAGGCAUCGAAUACCAUCACGAUAUCCAACACGAAUACCAUCACAUAAAGAUUAUAAUCGUUUCCAUCAUAAUCAUUAUCAUUAUCCAUAUGAUACAAGAAAUAAUUAUUGGUAUGAUCAUAAUCAUCAUAGAUUUAGUCCAACACAAUUUCCAUCAACUUUUUAUCCAAGUUUUCAAACACAAACUCCAACUAUAAAACCUAAACCUACAACUACAACAUUUGUACCACCACUCAUAUCAGAUUCAUCAAAUGAAAAUAAUAGUAAUAGUAAUAGUAAUAAUGAUAAUAGUAAUAAUAAUGUUAUGAAUGACAAAAAUAAUAGAAAUCAAAUUAAUUCGGAGCAAUGUGGUGUAUCAAUUGGUACUAGAAUUAUAGGAGGUACAACAAGUGGACCAGGACAAUUUCCAUGGAUGGCUCGAAUUGCUUAUAAAAAUUUGACUUCUGGAACAAUUAGUUACAGAUGUGCUGGAUCAUUUAUUAAUAAACAGUAUAUGGUGACGGCUGCUCAUUGUGUUACAAAUUUAGUAGAUACCUUACAAAUAUCACACAUUAAAUUAGGUGACGAUUCAGAUGACAGUAAUACUGAUACAGAAUAUCAAAUAGAUCAACUUAUACCGCAUCCAGGAUAUGAUACACCAAAAUAUGCAAAUGAUAUAGCUUUAAUAAAGAUAUCACAAUUAAAUUUACAAAUUAUUCCAAUAUGUUUACCGGCUGGCGAUUACAGAGAUGUUGAUAAUAAUUUAACUGGAAGAAUUGGAACUGUUGCUGGUUGGUUAUCAAACACAAGAGGGGACUCUAGAUCCAAUGAUUUAGAAAUGAAUUUUGUUCGAUUACCAAUUGUAAAUCAAUCUGAAUGUGCUAAAAUUUAUUCAGAUUUUAGUAUAAAUUUUAGAACACCAAUUAUUGUAUCAAAUUCACAGAUAUGUGCACAAGGAACAGAAAAUAUGGAUGCUUGCCAAGGUGAUAGCGGUGGUCCGCUUAUGUUAGAAAAUACUGAUAGACGUAAUCCAAAAUUAAUUUUAUUAGGUUUGGUAUCAUUUGGUCCAAGAACUUGUGGAAUUUCAAAUUUUCCAGGAGUUUAUACAAGAAUUUCUGGAUAUACAGACUGGAUUUCUAGGAUUAUUAUAGUUAUAGAUCUUGUAAUUGAAGAAAAUCAGAAAGAAAAGCAACAAAUAAAAACAGAAGGAGCAAAUACGAAUAAUUUCGGACCAUGUGAAGAUGCAAAAGGAAAAACUGGUUUUUGUACAUUUGCCGAAAAUUGUCAGAGAAUAAAAGAUUUAUUAGAUAAAAUAGAAGGUGGAUCACUUACACAAGAUGAAGUAGCUUACAUUAAUGGCAGUUCAUGUGGCAUUAUAAAUAAAUCACCAAUUAUUUGUUGUGUAGAAUUAAUUGCGAGAAUAGAUAAUGAACCUAACCUGACGCCAUCAACAAUAUUUAAACCUAUUGAAAGUUUACCAGGUUUAGAGAAUUGCCCUGUUACAUCUACUCCAAAACUUUUUGGUGCUACUGACACUAAAAUUGGUGAAUUUCCUUUCAUGGCUGUAUUAUUAUAUUCUAUAAAUAACAGAAAAGCUGAUGGAAAAUGUGCUGGAAGUUUAAUAACUGAAAGACAUGUUUUAACUGCUGCACAUUGUUGUAAACAUCCAAAAUUAGGAAAAAGAAAAGUAACUGGAGUCCGUUUAGGGGAAUGGGAUGUUACAACCGAUCCAGAUUGUAAAGAUGGAUUAUGUGCUGAUCCUCAUCAAGAUUUCGAAGUCAAAGACAUUAUUAUACAUGAAGAUUAUGAUCAGGUGACUGUCGUGAAUGAUAUAGCUUUACUUAAACUGUCCACAGAUGUAAAAUUCUCCGAUUUUAUUAAAAUAAUUUGUCUACCAACUGAUCCUGAACUGGCAAAUGAUAAUUUAGUUGAUGUUGUUCUAGAUGUUUCCGGUUGGGGUUUAACUGAAAAUGGUGUAUAUAGUAAUAAGAAAUUAAAAGUUGGUUUACCAGUAGUUUCAUUAGAAGAAUGCAAUAAAGUUUUUAAAGCCGAGUAUAGAAGUAUCACAGAUUCACAGAUCUGUGCGGGUGGCAUAGCACAAAAGGAUUCAUGUACCGGUGAUUCCGGUGGCCCUCUAGUUGGAAUUGAUGUUCGAAGUAAAGCCCAACAUUAUAACUAUUUAGUUGGUAUUGUAUCUUAUGGUAUAGGAUGUGGAAAGGAAAAUAUACCAGGAGUAUAUACGCGUGUUGGAGCUUAUAUUGAGAGAAUUGUCUUCCCGGACGAUGACGUUGAGACGGUAGAUACAUCAUCAAGAGUUACACAAAAUUAUGGCGCUUGUACUACACCAAACCGUAGAAGUGGUACCUGUAUUAGAAUUCGUCAAUGUAGAAAUUUAUGGCAAUUAAUUGAAAAACAAGUUUCUUAUCAAUUAAGCUAUGCAGAAUUAGUUUUCCUUAGAAAUAGUCAGUGUGGAGAGCAGGAUGGGGUUUUGGUUUGUUGUGAACCAAGUCAAAUUCAACCUGAUGCUCCUACACCAGCCACAAGACCACCUACUGUUAGACCUACAAAUAGACCAACACAAAGACCUCAAACCAACAGUUUAUUACCAACAAAUAGUCAGUGUGCAAUGACUAAUAAUCGUAUUUAUGGUGGUAAAGAAACACAAUUAGGAGAAUUUCCAUGGAUGGCUUUAAUUGAAUAUACGAAAAACGUAGGUGAACCAGGACAUCAUUGUGGUGGUAGUUUAAUCAAUGACAGAUAUGUUCUUACUGCAGCACAUUGUAUUAAAAAAAUAAGUAAAGAUUGGCGAUUAAAUGCCGUCCGACUUGGAGAACAUGAUAUUGAAACAAAUCCAGAUUGUAGUUAUGAUAUUAAUAAUAAUGAAGAUUGUGCACCUCCACAUAUUGAUAUUCCGGUUGAAAAAUUUAUUGUACAUGAGAGUUAUAAUCCAAAUUCAAAAACUCAAGUAAAUGAUAUUGCCUUAUUACGUUUAUCAUCACCAGUUAAAUUUAAUAAAUAUAUCCAACCGAUUUGUUUGCCAUUUUCAAAUUAUUUACAAGAUUUAAAUUUAACUGGAAUUGCUUUAGAAGUAGCUGGAUGGGGAAGAACUGAAAGUGGUUAUCCUAGUACAAAAAAAUUAAAAGCGCUAAUUAAUGCAGUUUCAUUACCAUCCUGUAAUUCAGUUUAUUCUAAUAAGAACGUUAUUCUUGAAAGUAAUCAAUUAUGUGCUGGUGGUGCUGAAGGUAUUGAUUCAUGUAAUGGUGAUUCAGGUGGUCCUUUAAUUGGUGUUGAUACUUCAGCAAAACAACAUUAUUAUUAUUUAGCUGGUUUGGUAUCAUUUGGUCCAAAUCCUUGUGGAUUAAAAGGAUGGCCUGGUGUAUAUACAAAAAUAGCUCCAUAUGUAGAUUGGAUUCAUCAAAAUAUCGAACCAUAAUUUUUUUUCUAAUUAUAUUUAGUUAUAGCUUUGUUUAAUUGUAACAAAAUAAUCUUAUAAAUAAAUAAUUUUUUAAAAGAAAUAAGUGUAUACAAAAGUA